Effrenium voratum is the source of this 285-nucleotide messenger RNA. The record is from the annotation of a GenBank genome assembly. Lineage: Eukaryota; Dinophyceae; Suessiales; Symbiodiniaceae.
AUGGAUUUGGCCGAAGCCCAUCACCUCGUUGAUGUUCUCUACGAGUCGCCUGUGCUGCUGUUUUGCGGCUUGCCCGGCGCCGCACGCCUGGUCGAGGCCUCGCGCGGCGUUGCGGCGCCAGCGCGGCAGCGGCGGCAGGAGGUGGCAGAUGCAUCGCCUGCAGCUUUCAUCCUGGCGCGGGGGGACUACGCGCAACUCCUCCGCGGAGAUGCGCAGCGCUGGGAAGAGGACCCGGUUCAUUUCGACGGAUUUCUGAGGAGAUCGGUGGAUUGGAAUGGGACUUGA